UCAACAUCACCAUUUAAUUCAAUUCCAAUCCAUCUUGUUGAUCAUUCAUCAUCUUCUCUUACCAACCAAUCUCUUUGAAUUUUGUUUAUUCAACAAUUUACUUCACCAUUUUGAAUCUUUUCCCUUCACUUUUUAAUUAAUCCUUUUUGUUUGAACCAAAAAGGCUCUUCCUUUGGUCAAUCCUAGUUUUUGGCGAUUUGUCCAGUAUCUCUUUUUUUUUAUUCAUCUAUUUUCUCCAUUUUAACUAAAAUUCUUCAAACAUUUUCAAUUUUAUUCUAAAUUUUAAAUAUGGAUGUUACUAGAAAUCGUUUUGGCGGAAAUCUUUUACUCAAGCCUAAUAUUGAAAACAAACAUGGCCAACAAGGAGUUCUCUUUAAAAGAUCUACUGGUACCAGCAACAGUUCCUUAAUUAACCAAGUGAAAAGAUCAGCUCUCCAACAGACCACUAAUAUUCAAAAUAAAGUGAUCAAUGAGGCUUCUAAGCUUAACCUCAAAUCAAUUAAAGAUGAACUACCUGACCCAAUCAAACCUGUGUCAAAGGAAUCUAGUGAGUCAGUAGCCGAGGCUAAAGGUACCAAUAAACAAUCACAGAAUGUUAAACAAGUUACUGGUGAAUGUCCAGUUGAAAAGGUUGUCUCUAAAAUACCUCGACUCAGCUUGAGACCUUCAGGUAUUGCUGAGGUCAUCGCAAGGAGAGUUACUAAAAAUUGUUUCUCAAGCGCAAUUAUACCCGAAGACGUUGAAAAUAUUGAUGAAAACGACGAGCUAAACGUGUUCCUGACCACUGAUUAUGUUAAUGACAUUUACAAAUAUUUAAGGCAACUUGAGUCUAAAUAUCAAAUUAAACCAAAUAGUUUGAUCUCACAAAAAGAAUAUACUCCAAAGAUGAGGUCGAUUCUCAUCGAUUGGUUGAUCAGUGUUCAUUAUCAAUUCCAUCUAACACCGGAAACACUUUAUAUGACUGUUGGAAUACUCGAUAGAUUCUGUCAGGCUGAAAAUAUUAACAAAAAUAAGGUACAAUUGGUUGGUAUUACUUCAAUGUUCAUCGCCUCAAAGUAUGAGGAAAUUUAUCCACCUGAGAUGAACGACUUUGUUUCAAUGUGUGACAAUUUGUAUCAUAAAAAGGACAUAAUUAAAAUGGAGAUCGCCAUUUUGAAAGGGUUAAAAUUUGAAUUAGGACGACCACUGCCAUUACAUUUCCUCCGUCGAAUGUCAAAAGCCGCCCAUGCAGAUGCUGUGAUACACACCAUGGCCAAAUACUUAAUGGAAUUGUGUCUAGUUGAAUAUGAAUGCGUUCACUGGGAUCCAUCAUUAGUUGCGGCCACCGCUUUAUACACAACCCUACGAAUUGUAGGUGAAGGUUCAAACCCUUGGAGUUCAACCUUGAAAUUUUACUCUCACUAUAGUGAUGAGCAACUUCAGCCUUAUGUUUCGGUUCUUUGUAAAAUAAUUCUCCGAGCACCAAACUCUAAGUUCCAGUCUUGCCGUAAAAAGUAUGGGUCAACAAAAUUAUCUCGUAUCUCGAAACGUCCAGAAUUAGAGUCUCAAGUUAUCCAAGAUAUGGCCAAUGGAUUAUUUCUUGGUAAAAAAUCAACCGUCACAAAGCAAACUCAAUCUUCAUCAUCAUUAACAACAAUUCAAGAGAAACGUUAAUUGUGUUCUCACUAUACAAACAGAAACAAUAACAAAAUCCUCUCGUUCUCUUGCACAUUUGAGUGAAAAAUUGAAAAGAAACUUUUGAUGAUAAUAUUUACCUCCAUGAUAUGAUCCAGAUGAAACUAAAAAAAUCACCUAACAAUUAAGAGGAAAGAUUAAGCAUGAGUGAUAAAGAAAGAAAGAAAAAGAUUAACGACUGAGGAGCUUUUCUGUAAAAUCAUAUCUCUUAACCCUUAAUAAAUCUCCAUUCGUAUUGCUAAUCCAACUUUAAUCCAACAUAAAACAAUCAACAAAAAACCCAAAAAAAAUUCCUAAUCCUUCCCACCCAAUAUUCAAUGGAGAUUAUAUUUCUGGUUCUGAUUGUUCAUUGCCCAAAACCCUCUUCUCCCAUUCCCUGAUUUUUACUAAAUUUUGACUCAAAUCCUAAAACUGUGAUUUAUAAAUUACAAUUGUGAACAAUCAACAAAGGUCCAGUUGACUUAAUUGUCCACAAUUAAGACGACACAACCGCAAAGAAAACCAGACGCAAAGAAGGAGCUGAGAGAGAGAUAAUCUUAAUCAUCUUUCUUUAUGUGACAGAUGAUAUAUAUAUUUUUUUAAUUAAUCUUCCAAUUUAUAAAUUACUAAUCUUAAUUAACAAAGAAAACAUAAUAUUAACAAUAAUCCAAGAGACACAUUAAGAGGCUUGAAAAACAUAGUGAGACAAUAACAUGAACAAAAACCAAAAACAAUUAACUAACCAAUAAGUUAAAUUAUCGUCACACUCACACAAGAAACAAAAAAUAAACUACAAUUUAAAAA
Messenger RNA from Panonychus citri (citrus red mite), 2457 nucleotides. RefSeq names its product G2/mitotic-specific cyclin-B-like. The coding region runs from base 289 to 1653 and encodes 454 amino acids. The transcript is spliced from 6 exons. Gene Ontology annotation, molecular function: cyclin-dependent protein serine/threonine kinase regulator activity. Gene Ontology annotation, biological process: mitotic cell cycle phase transition; regulation of cyclin-dependent protein serine/threonine kinase activity. Lineage: Eukaryota; Metazoa; Arthropoda; Arachnida; Trombidiformes; Tetranychidae. Gene Ontology annotation, cellular component: cyclin-dependent protein kinase holoenzyme complex; cytoplasm; nucleus. The record is from RefSeq and is a predicted model, not a curated record.